AUGAAUAUAUUUACAACAUCAUUUCAAUUACAUAAAUCGCUACUUGCUAAUGAUUUACUCAUUGAUAUAAUAGGUUCAAUGGCAGAACCCUUGUUCAGACUUCCCAUCAUCCCUGAUCAUUCUUGGCCAUAUGACUAUCUGCUGAUAAAGAGGAAGAACUCGAGAUUGCAUCGCCAGAUUCGUCGUAAUCAGCCACCAACGAAGACUACUUCAUUCAAAAGCACAACUAGUAGAGACCGUACUGGGGAAAACCUAAGUGAAACAACCGAUCAAUUAAGAGAACUGCUUCAAUGUUCAAAAGAUUCAAAUAGAAUGUUAGGAUUUAAUGCGAGGAAUUUGAGUAGUAUUGAUCCACAAUACAAAUGCAGAAUCUGUUCUCGAAUACUAAGGAAUCCUGUUCAGUUGAACUGUGGCCAUCGACAGUGCAAAUCAUGUGUUGAUUACCGUUUACAAGCGGAAAGAAUAAAAUGCCCUGAGUGUGGUCACGAGACUCUACAAAGUGAAAUAUUACCUGAUCGUGGAGUCAAGAAUGAUAUGAAAUCAAUAGGAAUUCAGUGCUCAUUAUGCCCUUGGGAUGGAUUGUUUAAAGUUUACGAGAGUCAUCUUAAUGAAUAUCAUGCCAAUCCGAAAUGUGAUCACUGUGGAAUAUCAUUUAAUUCGAUAACUGAACUCGACAUUCAUCAAACAACAGAUUGUCCUGAAAUCACUGUGCCUUGUCCUCUGAAAGAUUAUGGAUGUAUCACUGAUAACGAAAACUGUUUACUCUUCGUCUGCUCUUCUGCAGCUUUUAUCCGUCGAGACGUUCCCAAAUUAUUAAGUGACACAAUGGAUAUCGACCAUUUUCCUCAAACGACUACAUCACUCGUAGAAACGCACAAUACUCCGGUAGAAGAAAUGCGGGACAUGAUUGACGUACUUGAGAAUGGAGUAGACGCAUUAAAUGAAGAUGCAAAACGACUUUCCAUUGAAACGAAUAAAUUAAGUAAUGCGAUAGAAAAAUUGAAUAAUGACUAUAAUGCACUGAAGUUGAGCAUCCAAGAACAAAAUACUUAUCUUGAUGGAAUUAAACCAAAACAAGAUGCACUUCAGCAGGAAGUUUCGACAUUACAAGAAACGAUAGAUGGUUCACAAUCUAUUUCGUAUGACGGAACGUAUACUUGGAGAAUAUCGGGUUUUCGAGAGAAAAUGGCUGACGCUCGAACUGAGCGACAAACAUCAAUCUAUUCGCCGCCAUUUUACUCAUCGCCCACAGGAUACAAGAUGCGAGGCCGAAUUUAUCUGAACGGAGAUGGCAACGCCCGUCGCACCCAUAUUUCCUUGUUUUUCGUACUGAUGCGCAGCGAAUACGAUGCCAUACUUAGAUUUCCUUUCAGUUACAAGGUGACAUUUUGUUUAUUCGAUCAAACACCUGCACAACGCCAUAUCAUCGAUUCCUUCCGACCCGAUAUCAAAUCCAAUAGUUUCCAACGACCGCGGUCAGAAAUGAACAUCGCAAGUGGUAUACCGAAGUUUUUUUCAUUGGAAUUACUUCAGGAUGAGGUAAAUCCGUACGUCCGAGAUGACACGAUGUUUAUCAAAAUCAUGGUCGAUUUCGGUGAUAUGCCCAAAACUCUGUUACCCUUUGCAUUCAGCGUUAACCCAGGCUACACAAUCACGAUUCAACAAAACUUGAUUAGAAAAGAAGCAGAACGACGAUCUCAACAACAACAACAAUUGCUGACAUCGGCGAUGAAUUUGCCGACUUCGGACUCUUCAGUAGUUAAAACAGAAGAAGAAUAA
Molecule: messenger RNA, 1779 nt
Organism: Adineta ricciae
Lineage: Eukaryota; Metazoa; Rotifera; Eurotatoria; Adinetida; Adinetidae
Source: the annotation of a GenBank genome assembly